AUGACACAAAUCACUGGACUCGGUGAGCUCAGACCGCGAAAUGGUUCGGGUGUGAACUGGGAGAUUGGAUCGUUACUCGACUAUGUCAGGCGAUCCGAGUUCGUUCCCCCUCCCAACACAUUCGUGGUACUGGUCUGUCGCCAUGGUGCGGUCGAAGGCCUGACAGCCAAGAUUCAUCGCAAAAGACAGAAAGAAAAGUUCAGCCGGUGGAAGAGGAAGAAUGUCGCCAUCAAAGCGACAGACGACCUUCGACUCAACGCGGUCAUCUCUGCUGCCGAGAAGGCUGAGUCAUAUGACAACCUCAUCAUCAUUGCAAGCGGAUUCGUGAGCCACUUUGGUUUUGACGUCGGCUCCAGUAUCAUGGACUUGAAGGUAUACCGGUGCGGAAGCUAUCACAAUCAUGAAGAAUACCUUUACCUCGAUGGCACCUCAACCUUUCACGGGCAACCUCUCCGAUCAUGGGAAUCCAAGCACCAUGAGGCCAAGUUCUGGCUUGGACCCGGCGUCGUGCUGGACCUCGGCUCCCAAAUCGGCCAGCUGGGCAACUUGUCGGACGACGACUUGUCUUCCAUGUCAGACUUUGACCAGGAAAAAGUCCGAUCCAACAUUGAAAUGAUGAUUGAUGUGAAGAUGGAGGACAGCUGGUGGGACAAGUUCAGAGACUGUAUUUCCGCCAUUGUCGACGUCCUCGCAAGAGCCGCUGGGUUCGCCCACGUCGGCUACAUCAAAAUGACUGCCGGGGGAAUGUUUGUGCAGUACAAGUUUGUCGGGUUUGCGCUCUACACAGGUACAGUAGCAGCAGCAGCAGCAGCAGCAGUGGCCGGGAGUGCAGUCUCGGCGGGAACCGCAUUGCUGGUCGCUCCAGGGGUGUCAGCGGCCAUUUACUUCAUUCCCUGGGAGUCCGUCUUCGAUUGGUUGAAGAGCGUUGUUUCGUGGCUCACGGCGGGCAUCAAGAAGGUCUGGGAAAAGGUCAAGGAUUGGCUGGCUGCGUUUGCGAGCAAGAUACGAGAUACGCUGGGGCUUGAUGGAUGGUCCGCACAAGUUCUCGGCAUGAGAGUGAUGGAUUUGGACUGGACUGCCUGCCAUGGCUAG
Messenger RNA from Trichoderma citrinoviride, 1092 nucleotides. RefSeq lists its product as hypothetical. The record is from RefSeq and is a predicted model, not a curated record. The coding region runs from base 1 to 1092 and encodes 363 amino acids. The transcript is spliced from 2 exons. Lineage: Eukaryota; Fungi; Ascomycota; Sordariomycetes; Hypocreales; Hypocreaceae.